Gopherus flavomarginatus (Mexican gopher tortoise) is the source of this 528-nucleotide messenger RNA. Its product is annotated as fibroblast growth factor receptor-like 1. The transcript is spliced from 4 exons. Lineage: Eukaryota; Metazoa; Chordata; Testudines; Testudinidae. Gene Ontology annotation, molecular function: fibroblast growth factor binding; fibroblast growth factor receptor activity. Gene Ontology annotation, cellular component: plasma membrane. The record is from RefSeq and is a predicted model, not a curated record. The coding region runs from base 130 to 528 and encodes 132 amino acids.
CAGGUUCCAUCUCCCUCACUGGCUCUGGUGCCUUUGGCGAGAGGAGGGGUUUACUUGAAAAAGGGACAGGAAAACCCCUGGUUUGAAAGAUCAGAAAUCUGUACAAUACAGACAGAACCAGUUUUCAAAAUGGAAUUCCAGUUUGCGCUCUUUUUUGUAGGGAUAAUUGCGUUUUCUGAUUCAGCCCGAGGCCCACCCAGAAUUGCUGAUAAAGUGAUCCACCGGCAGUCUGUGAGGUUAGGAAGAACCAUCAAGCUACUGUGUCCGGUAGAAGGUGACCCGCCACCUCUGACUAUGUGGAUGAAAGAUGGACGGACUAUCCACAGUGGCUGGACAAGGUUCCGGAUCCUGCAGCAAGGACUGAAAAUCAAGGAGGUGGAAAGCGAAGACGCAGGGACAUACAUCUGCAAGGCCACCAACGGCUUUGGCAGUAUGAGUGUAAACUACACCCUUAUUGUGAUUGGUCUCACCAGAUAUCUCCACCCUGUUCUCUUCACCAAAUUCAUCGAGGAUUUUUUUUUCUUUUAA